Messenger RNA from Syzygium oleosum, 4724 nucleotides. Its product is annotated as pleiotropic drug resistance protein 1-like. The record is from RefSeq and is a predicted model, not a curated record. The coding region runs from base 151 to 4500 and encodes 1449 amino acids. Gene Ontology annotation, cellular component: membrane. Gene Ontology annotation, molecular function: ATP hydrolysis activity; ABC-type transporter activity; ATP binding. The transcript is spliced from 24 exons. Lineage: Eukaryota; Viridiplantae; Streptophyta; Magnoliopsida; Myrtales; Myrtaceae.
UUCAAAGAGCAACUUUUCAUACGUAAGUACACAAGCACACAUCAGCCGUAAACAGAACACAAAACGCUGUCAUCUAUCUCUUCUUCUUCUUCUACUUCUUUGUGCUAGGAAAACAGAGCAAGAGCAACGGUUUAGCAGACACCCUCAUCCAUGGAUGGAGGAGAUAUAUACAGCGCGAGCAACAGCCUUCGUGCGACCAGCUCCUCCAUGUGGAGGAACCGUGCGGCGACGGUGGACGCGUUCUCAAGGUCCUCCCGCGAUGAGGACGAUGAAGAAGCUCUGAGAUGGGCUGCUAUCGAGAAACUCCCCACCUUCGAACGUCUCCAGAAAGGGAUCCUGACGGCUUCGCGCGGCGGUGGCGCUAACGAGAUCGACAUCAAGAACCUGGGUUUUCAUGAGAGGAAGAGAUUGCUUGAGAGGUUGGUGAGGGUCACUGAGGAGGACAACGAGAGCUUCUUGCUGAAGCUCAGGAACCGCAUUGAUAGAGUUGGACUUGAUAUUCCUACAAUUGAAGUCAGAUUUGAGCAUUUGAACGUGGAGGCAGAGGCUCAUGAAGGAAGCAGAGCUCUGCCCACCGUCAUUAAUUUCUGCACUAAUAUUCUGGAGGGUUUCUUCAAUUUUCUGCACAUACUUCCCAGUAGAAAGAAGCACUUGACUAUCCUUCAAGAUGUCAGUGGGAUCAUCAAACCUGGCAGGAUGACUUUGCUUCUGGGUCCGCCUAGUUCAGGGAAGACCACACUCUUGUUAGCUUUGGCCGGCAAGCUUGAUCCUGAACUAAAGGCAACAGGAAGGGUAACUUACAAUGGACAUGGCUUGGAUGAGUUUGUGCCCCAAAGAACCGCGGCUUACAUAAGUCAAUACGAUCUUCACAUAGGAGAAAUGACAGUUAGAGAAACUUUGGCCUUCUCUGCAAGAUGUCAGGGUGUUGGAUCACGAUACGAUAUGUUGGCGGAGUUGUCGAGGAGAGAGAAAGUGGCAAGUAUAAAACCAGAUCCUGAUAUUGAUAUCUUCAUGAAGGCAGCAGCAACAGAAGGUCAGGAGGCUAAUGUUGUUACUGAUUAUAUCAUCAAGAUAUUAGGGCUGGAAGUAUGUGCUGAUACGAUGGUCGGAGAUGAAACGUUGAGGGGUAUUUCUGGAGGACAACGGAAGCGUGUGACCACAGGUGAGAUGCUGGUUGGGCCUGCCGAGGUAUUGCUCAUGGAUGAGAUAUCUACUGGGCUCGAUAGCUCGACGACAUACCAAAUCGUCAACUCCCUGAAACAAUUUAUUCACAUUCUUGAUGGAACGGCUGUUAUCUCUCUCCUCCAGCCAGCUCCGGAGACCUACGAUCUGUUUGAUGACAUCAUUCUCCUAUCUGAUGGUCAGAUCGUUUACCAGGGUCCACGUGAACUCGUCCUAGAUUUCUUCGAAUCCAUGGGAUUCAAAUGCCCUGAAAGGAAGGGUGUUGCCGAUUUCUUGCAGGAAGUAACGUCAAGUAAAGAUCAGCAUCAGUAUUGGGUACGCAAAGACGAGCCUUACACUUUUGUAACGGUUCGGGAAUUUGUGGAGGCAUUCCAGUCAUUUCACGUGGGAAGAAAACUCGGGGAUGAACUUUCCACUCCAUUUGAUAAGAGCAAGAACCACCCGGCCGCUUUGACUACCAAAAGAUUUGGUGUUGGAAUGAAGGAUUUGCUGAAAGCUUGCAUUUCAAGAGAGUACUUGCUUAUGAAAAGGAACUCCUUUGUCUACAUCUUCAAGAUCACUCAGCUCACAAUUAUGGCAUUUAUUUCGAUGACCCUAUUCUUGCGGACUAAGAUGCAUCGGGAUACCAUAACUGAUGGAGGAAUUUACAUCGGUGCCUUGUUCUUCACCGUGACUACAAUCAUGUUCAAUGGAAUGGCGGAGCUUUCGAUGACCAUAGCCAAGCUCCCGAUUUUCUACAAGCAAAGAGACCUCCUCUUCUACCCUGCAUGGGCAUAUGCUCUUCCAACCUGGAUUCUAAAGAUCCCUAUCACAUUUGUGGAGGUUGCAGUUUGGGUGUUCAUCACCUACUUCGUCAUUGGAUACGAUCCAAAUGUUGGAAGGUUGUUCAAGCAGUAUCUUUUGCUUGUGGCCGUUAAUCAGAUGGCCUCUGGAUUGUUUCGAUUGAUCGCAGCACUUGGGAGAAACUUAAUCGUUGCCAACACAUUCGGGUCGUUUGCGCUGGUCACACUCUUUGCGUUGGGCGGAGUUGUUCUUUCCCGAGAGGACGUAAAGAAAUGGUGGAUUUGGGGCUACUGGAUAUCUCCUUUAAUGUAUGGGCAGAACGCGAUGGUCGUUAACGAGUUUUUGGGAUCAAGUUGGGAUAACAUUCCCCCAAAUUCAAGUUCAAACGAACCACUGGGAAUUCAAGUUUUGAAGUCUCGUGGGUUCUUUACUGAAGCAUACUGGUAUUGGAUAGGAGUUGGGGCAUUGCUUGGGUUUGUCAUCCUCUUCAACUUUGGGUUUUCGGUGGCUCUUGCUCUUCUCAACCCCUUUGGCAAAUCCCAGACAGUAAAAUCAGAUGAUCCUGAGGGCAAUGAGGACGUUAAUAGAAGGGGAGGAUCAAUUCAGUUGCAAUCUCAAGGCUCUAGUCUCAAAAAUGAAUCGGGGAGGUCAUCCGGGUCUUCACCUACACGGCCCGAGACAGCCGUUGCCGCCAAUAGGAAAAGAGGAAUGGUGCUCCCAUUUGAGCAGCACUCAAUUACAUUCGAUGAAAUAACUUAUUCAGUUGAUAUGCCACAGGAAAUGAAGAACCAUGGUGUUCUCGAGGAUAAAUUGGUCCUCUUGAAAGGUGCAAGUGGUGCUUUUAGGCCAGGUGUUCUUACAGCUCUAAUGGGCGUCAGCGGUGCUGGUAAAACUACUCUGAUGGAUGUGUUGGCUGGAAGAAAAACCGGAGGAUACAUCAAGGGGAACAUAACAAUUUCUGGGUAUCCAAAGAAUCAAGAUACAUUUGCUCGAAUUUCCGGAUAUUGCGAACAAAACGACAUCCAUUCACCUCAUGUUACUGUCUAUGAGUCCCUACUUUACUCGGCAUGGCUGCGUUUGCCUCCUGGCGUGGGCGACCAAACCAGAAAGAUGUUUGUCGAGGAAGUCAUGGAGCUUGUGGAGCUAAAUCCGCUGAGACAGGCCUUGGUUGGUUUGCCUGGUGUGAAUGGUCUAUCCACCGAGCAACGCAAAAGGCUGACCAUUGCGGUUGAACUAGUCGCAAACCCCUCCAUCAUUUUCAUGGACGAACCAACCUCAGGGCUUGAUGCAAGAGCUGCUGCUAUUGUCAUGAGAACAGUUAGGAAUACAGUGGACACGGGGAGAACGGUCGUAUGCACAAUUCACCAACCAAGCAUUGAUAUAUUUGAAGCUUUCGAUGAGCUUUUCUUAAUGAAACGAGGGGGGCAGGAGAUAUAUGUCGGUCCUCUGGGUCGUCAUUCUUCUCAUCUGAUAAAGUAUUUUGAGGGAAUCCAAGGAGUUAGCAAAAUCAAAGAUGGCUAUAAUCCAGCAACUUGGAUGCUCGAAGUUACAAGCCCAGCACGAGAACUUGCCCUGGGUGUCGAUUUUUCUGAUUUAUACAAAAACUCAGAUUUGUACAGGAGAAACAAGGCUUUGAUUGAAGAGUUGAGCAUACCUCCUCCAAAUUCUAAGGAUCUCUACUUCCUGACUAAGUAUUCUCAGUCAACUUUCACCCAAUUAAUGGCUUGCUUAUGGAAGCAACAUUGGUCUUACUGGCGGAAUCCGCCAUAUACGGCUGUUCGCUUCCUCUUCACCAUCGUCAUUGCCUUAAUGUUUGGGACUAUGUUCUGGGACCUCGGCUCUAAAACGACCCAGAGUCAAGAUUUGAUCAAUGCGAUGGGAUCUAUGUAUGCUGCUGUUGUCUUCCUUGGGGUCCAAAAUGCGUCUUCUGUGCAACCAGUUGUAGCGGUGGAGAGAACCGUUUUCUAUAGAGAGCGAGCUGCAGGGAUGUACUCAGCCCUGCCGUAUGCAUUAGCACAGGUUCUGAUUGAAAUCCCUUAUGUUCUCGUGCAAGCUAUAUCGUAUGGUGUCAUAGUUUAUGCAAUGAUUGGAUUCGAAUGGACCGUUGCGAAAUUUUUCUGGUAUCUGUUCUUCAUGUGCUUCACACUGUUGUAUUUCACAUACUACGGUAUGAUGGCCGUGGGCAUGACCCCGAACCACCACAUCGCUUCCAUCGUCUCUUCUGCAUUCUACGCCAUAUGGAACCUAUUUUCGGGGUUUGUUGUGCCGAGGACUAGGAUACCUAUCUGGUGGAGAUGGUACUAUUGGGCGUGCCCGGUUUCUUGGUCUUUAUAUGGAUUGGUGGUCUCUCAGUUCGGCGAUUUAAAGAACACGCUCGACGACACUGGGGGCACGGUGGAAGAAUACCUGAGAGAUUACUUCGGUUUCCGACACGAUUUCCUGGGCGUGAUUGCCGCCAUGAUGAUAGUAUUCACGGUGCUCUUUGCAUCCGUUUUCGCCAUUUCCAUAAAGGUGCUCAAUUUCCAGAGGCGGUAGACUUCGGCAUCGCAUCGAUCCGCAAAACAAGCAUGUCUCUGUCAGAAAAUGAGAACGGCUAAUGCUCUUACUUUUUGGUUUUCGUCUUUUGCUAUACUAUGUUUCCAGUCAAAUAAUGUAUACAUAAAUUGGCAUCAAAUUACAAUAGCAAGUAGAUGUAUGUUACUCUUUUGCUUUUCUUACAAAUGUUUGCGUCUUUUCAAUCAUAUGGAUCUUUUCUUGAA